AGUUAGGCCACGUCCGUUAGCAAUAUCCUAAUUUCCACAAUAUCCACUUGAGGCUCGCACGGCGUGCUUAGGAAAUGACCUGUUAGACUUUCAUACGCGAGAAGUUAGCAGGUGAGCUGAUUUAUAUGAAUCAGGGAAAGCUCUUCAAUCAUGCUGCAACCUUGCUCUUUCUCCGCGGGCACGUAUUGACGAUCCUAGGCCGAGAAAUCAAGAAACAACCUGUGAUACCUAAGCCCGAGGUUUACUUUUAUACGAGGGACCUGUACUUAAAAAUAUAAAGCCAUUAACGCAGGGUGCAGACCGGGGAAAUUCUAAACGGAGCGGUCUAAUCGGGAAGAUCGGCGAAAAACGGACGUGCACUGCACCGAUCGAUCUACCUGUGCUCUCAGAGUUCCGGCACUGUUGGAUUGUAAUAACUGACCCUCUAUCGCCACGCGUGAGGGGAGUUAGAACCGCGCGGGCGGCAGGAAAUGCCGUAUUCUAACCUCCGGCCGAAGUUUUACUACUACGAUUCACUGAGGUGAUCGUUUGGGACGAUGCAGGCGGCUAUCUACGGGAUCCCCGCUAUGGCUCCCAGGAUUCAGGAUGACGGACCGCAGGACAAACGGGCGAAUCUGGGAGCCUCGUCCUUUGAAUUUGAGGAUGACCGCCAUAGCCACUAUGGGGAUGUUAUGCGUCCAGAACCAGUGACCGUAGAAGUUUGUGUAAUCUUCCUGAAGUUGGGUGAAAUAGACACCCUUAAAGAACAAUUCUCGGCAGACGUCCUGGUCAAAGCAAAAUGGCGGGAACCGGAACUCGACCGGAAAGGCAAGAAUAAGGACGAGCUCAUUGAUGAGGAUGAAAUCGACUUUGAAAAAUACUGGAACCCGAAACUGUUCGUAGAAAACACUGUUGGUGACCCCAAGGAGGUUCGGUGGCGCACUCUAGCGUUCUCUUCUGAAGGGGACGCCUUCAUCUGCGAAAAUCAAAGGCUCAAGGGGACAUUCGUAGAAAAUUUAGAAUUGAACGAUUUCCCCUUUGAUGUUCAGGAUCUGACCGUGACGGUGACUUCAGAGAGACCGGCCUCGGAGCUCAACCUCAUUGAGGACCGUAUGGAGCUCCACCGUGUCUAUAAACAAUCGUUCAUUGACGAACAGGAGUGGAGUUUAUACAAACAUUUAGAGUCUGAAAGCAAAUUUUUAGCCGAACCGCAUGGGGACCCAUCGGUAAAAAGAGUGUUGUUAUCAGUUAAAUGCCGGGCAGCAAGGCGACCUUGGUUUUUCGUUUGGAAUAUAUUUCUUGUUACGUUCCUGUUCUGCAGUUUGUCGUUUGCUACCUUCUCAGUGGAGUAUAAUCUACCACAGAACCGUCUACAGCUGUCAUUUACCUUGGUGUUAACGGCGGUCGCUUUCAAGUUUGUCAUCAACCAAAGUUUACCACGUGUGUCCUACCUAACAUACUUAGACAAAUAUCUCCUGGGUUCUAUGUGCCAGCUGGCCAUCGUCUGCGCGUGGCAUUCCAUAGUCGCUAAGAUCGACAGCAAACAUGAUGCGAAAGUUGCAGAACUGGUGUUUCUCACCGCCUUAGCCGUCAUCUAUAUUGGAUUCAAUGCCGGGAUUUGCUUUCACAUUUAUGCAUUUGCUUGCAAAAGACGAAGAAUUAUGAAGCAGAAAGACAGAGAAUACAUGGUCAAGAAUUUUCUACGUAAUAUGCACAGGAGAGUGUUGCCCGCCACCAAUUAUCAAAGCAGUACUCUUCAAGCUCCGCCAGCGGGGGGCACGCCAUCCACCCCCCAGAUAUCACCGCAAACUCCCACAACAGGACACCGCCAGGCGGGGCCAAGCAUCCUUCAUUCGUGUAGCACUGCCCCGGUUCUUCUGACCACCGAGACAACCACCACGGAUUCCGACAAAAUAAAGAAAAAGGGGGAGAGUACAGUGGCGGCACCUGGUGGUCCUUGCCAAAAUAACUGCGUGGAAAACACGGUCAGUGAUAAGACACCACCUGAGAAACCUGAACGUAGUAAACCGGUGAUAUUCACGUAGCGUUAUGUAAUGACGUGAUUGUGUGACGCCACCCCUUUUUAUGAAUGUUAUUAAAAAAACAUGACGAUGAUGCAGAAUUUAAAAGGUAAAUACGUAACGACAAGUCCAUAUAGAGUUGACAAAAUCCCGUAAGUUGUACAUAGAUUAUUUCAUGACCCGGAUGCUGUUGAUGGUUAGUGCUGAUUUAUUGUUGCCAUGGAGACAAUGUGAUGUAAUCUAACCCCAUAUUUACAAGCAUAUUGACGCCACAUUGACGUCAUGGAUACAAAUCAAGACGAAACGUCUGCGGAUGCGGCUUAAAAAGGUAAAGGACGUUUUGAUAAGAGUCGUAUUUGAGGAUUAUGUUGAAGAAACUGUCUGGUGAAUCAAGCUGGGGCAUCUGACGAAAAAAACGGCGAUGCAUCCAGAUGAAGUUGCUGGCCAAAUAGGGUGUAUUUUUAAAAGAAUGUAAUGCUAUAGAAAAAGACAGUAUAAUGCAAGUUCUCGGUGUUACGUGUGUAACCCACCGUUAGAUUUUCAACUUUCAAAUACAGAAUGCAGAAAAGUUAAUGAAAGCGCCAAUGGUGAAUUUGAGAACUUCUUAUAAGAGUUGGUCUUGAUAGAUGUUUGUCUGUGUGUUGUGUUUCUUCCAACAGAUUUGAUGACUCACUUCAAGUUUAUUGUCUAUUUAUGGAUUUCUAAUCGCUGCAGCUUGGUUGAUUUAAAAAAACUGUGAUAUAGUGUUCAACUCGAAGCGAGUCACAUCCGAAAUGAGAAACUACCAGUGGGACUAGGGCAUAAAUCUUGUCAUAUAGGACUUGAGCCCCGAUAUUCCUCCUGAGCCGCGUUCAAGCUGUGCCUAGUUUGUGGUUUGAAUACCAUGUGGCAAUAUAUAGUGCAAGGUCGGAUGAAAUAUCCGGUAAAGCCUUAGUUGAUAAUAUAUAUCGUUCACAAAUGUGCGUCUUUGCGCCUUACCUAUGCUAAACUUGCAACAAACGAUAGUGAUGACGUUGACAUGUAACUAUCAAGUGAUAUAAACGUAGAACAGCGCUUUCGUUUUCACAAAUUAAAAACGAAACAUGCCGGUAUUUAAUUUAUCUUGUAGUUUUAUUAUUCUCCUUCAUUAAUGUAGGAAGGAAGGUAAAUUUAGCGACAGGAGCCAGUGCUUGACAAGCAACCUGUGGCGAUGGGCUUUGCCUAAUAUACACCUUUUUAAAGUUACUCUGAAGCAAUUACCAACUGCUUAAGGCGCUGUUAUUCCUGCAUGGCGAAAUGUACGCUGUAUGUAAUAUACAUAAUAUGCACGAUUAUUAUGAUGCUGGUACUCCAGUACUCACCUUAAAAAUUACGAGACUCAGAAAACCCGCUGUGCUUUUUAUGGUGUAAUUUCCUUGUUGUCAAUGCCGAAUAAUGAAUGAUAGAAUAGCAAACUGCAUAAGCGUGUUGAUACUAUAUUUGCGCUUGUGAUGCUACAUUAACUGUAAAUGUAUAAAUGUGGCCUUGCACAGCACUCUCUUUCUCAGAGUUAUACAUGUUACUCUUCUUUACACAGCGUACGCUUAUCAUAACUGUUUUAUUUCAACGGGUAUCGCAAGCACGUGCUCGUGUAAGGGGCGACAUGGGGGAGGCUUGGAUAUUCAGGGUGCCGAUAUGGUAUUUCGCAAUGUACGUUCUAGUGGAGCAAGCCGAGUUCGCAACUGAUUCUUUGUAGUACUGGCGUUGCUGCACCUUGUUAUAUGUAGACAUAUCUUGCCUCUGUGAACAAAUACCGUACUCGCCAAAGGUGUUAAGUUUUAAGACUACUAAGUCUCUUAUCAUGUUUGUUAUGCUUGUGAUUCGGUACUGAUAAAAUAUUGAAUUUACAUACCAACCUUUAGCAGCAAGUAGAAACAAUGAAGCUUUGAAUAUUAGGGUUGUUCACGUUUUCGAAACCAAUGAAACCACGUACUUCAUUGGUCUGUGUAUAUACAUAUAUGUACGUUUGAUAAGCAUACAUUAAGUUCUUUCAUUGGUGUGAUCCACUUUGUGUCUAGACGUACUGGGUUCGUAAGUGGUUCUGUUAGGUUAGUUGUACUGUUUAUAUGCCUUUAAACGUUAAGUUUUGUAUCGGACAUAUUGUCUGCAAGAGGUCUGUUCAGUUUGUUUCUGUGUUCAGUUGGUACAUAUUCUGUACACGUUUAUUGUUAUCAACUUGCUUAGCACCAUGGGUGUUGCCGUUAAAUCUCUGAAGCACUUUGUUCAGGCAACUCUUCGGGCAUAAAAGCCUGAUAGGACAUCUGGGGGUCUUGGUGGAAAGGGGGUGAAACGCUUUAGAUACAAAAUAAGCAGAACAACGUAGAUUACAGUGGGUAAGACACUGAUCCAACGUAAUGUUUUCCGGACUUUAAUUCCAGGACUUAUUGUUGAUUUGAAAAGUAGUGGCAAAAAACGGCGGAUGGCAUUGGGCAACAAUUCUUUCUGGUUUACGGCAUCCGUUAGGAAAAAACUGAUUUUGUCUGAUUUAUCAGAUAAGAGACUUCCUCGUUCCUGCACAGAUUUUCUAGACAUCAGUUUAUCUACAUGCCUAGUAUACCUCUGUAAAAAAGGAAGCCCCAUCUAUCAUCUUAUCAAAAUGCCUCUAGCAGUUUGGGUAUGUAUAUGACGUAGCAUCUUUCAAUACUGAUAGGCCAAAUGAAAAGCCGGAUGUGACGUAAACAGAAUCACCAAAAUUUGUGUCAGCGAUUUGGGCCAAGAAAACGUGUAUUUAACAUUGAUUUUGCAUUGGAUUUGCUGCAUUUGAUCUGAAAAAAAAAACUUUUGUAAAAUAUCUUAUUUGAAUUUACUCUGGUAACAACGCAGAGAACACAAUCAUUAUUUCUACUUCUAGUUUGAAAGGCCGUGGCCUCUUGUUCGUAUUUCUAACUAAGGAUAAGAACAAAAAUAUUAUACCUCACAUAAUCCUAUUUUUUUCAAGGGGAACAAUAACUUUUUUACAAUAAUAAUAUUCGUGCAACACGAUGCAGUCUCUAUACGCUUGAAUGGAAAGGCUUCAAACAUAGUUUUUUUUCGAAAGUUGCACAAGUAAUUGACUUGUUCCACGUAACAGCUUGUAAAAUACCAAGGUUGAGCGAUUUCCGUAUCGGAAGUCUUGCAAGACAUGGAAUGGUUAGGCUACUACGUGGUGUUGAGAGUCUUGGUCGAACGAUUAACCUAUGUUACCUUAUGUAGGCCUAUUUAUUUCGGAUUAUGAAAUAAAAUAAAGAAACUCUCUAACAUAAACAAAAUACAAAUUAUAGACACUGCAUCACGGGGAGAUAAGGUCCAUUAAAUAGCAUAAUAGUACGAAAUAUCAGAAGGUUGUGACCUCUAUUCAUCAAUCACGGGAUUGGUGCCAAGUGUGGGCUUGUUAAUAGAAAAUGAUCCAAAAAUAUCUUCCACGCUUGUUCGACAGAGAAAUUGGCAUUUAACAUUCGAAGGAUGCGUAACAGCAAUACUUCGAACCCCGUUUACAUAAUUCAAGAUGAAGAAAUCUGAUCCAAGGCCCCCGUCCAUCGUACAAGUGACGUCAAGUACAAAGACUUUCAAGAUUGCGUAAAUAACGUAUGAUUUGAAGCAUUAGCAAUGUCUUUUUCUAUUUCCAAAUCGGCACAAUAUUUCAUUCAAUUGGACCGGUUUACCUUCAAUCAAAGUAAAUAAAAAAUUGUUCUUUACAUUAAGACCAAUUUUCUUGGUUAAGUUAUUUUGGGAAACGGGCUGAUUAGUGAACAAAGUUGUUUUCACGAUAGGUGGAGCGCGAAUCAAUACUUGCGUUUUAAGGAGGUGCUUCAGACGACAACAUCCAUGAUGUCAAAGGCAGAUAAAAUUGUACUUAUGUUAUUGUGAUUAAAGGGCUAUCCGUGAGAAUUUUGUCGCCUUUAUUUCAUUUCUUUCUUUUUAAAUAACCUGUAGUCAAGUCAAAAGGGCAUGUUGCACUGCUUACAGUGCGUGUUCUACUUAAAUGGAUAGAUCUGCUCAAAAACGGGACUUUGCACGAGAGUGAAAUACAAGUAAUGCAUUUGAUCGCCCAUUGAAGUCCAAGUGAAGAGAAAGGUAGUCUUGAAGAAGUACAUUUAGAGUUUGGAACUUAUGAGGGAUGAUCAGUAAAAACCCAAAAAAGCCGAUGAUGCAGAUUUAUUUUUGCGACAAAUUUUCACGGGCAGUCCUUUUACCUGUUAUUCGUACACUGCAAUGUGUAUUCCUUAACCAAACUUUCAACUAUCACAACAUUCCUGACUCCCGUUGUUUAUUUACUUUAUUAAUUUUUAAAUGUUUUUCUUCUGUUUUGAACCCCACACGAUCUCCUUUGACACACACGUAUUUAUACACAUACAACCAAUUUUUCACAUUUUAAAGAAAUCAUAUAUGUUUUUCCUGUGUAAACUGCAACAUCAUUUUUAGGUCGCCAGUUCAGUUGCUGUAUUUAAAUGGUGUAGAUGACAUCAUCAGUGUUUGUGUUAAAGUUGAUGACAUCCUCAUUGCUUGUGUUCCUAUAUCUGACAUCAUGGGCCGAAGUGUUAUUAUGCAAUUACCAGCAAUGCAGGUAUAACAUUAUGAUUGGUUCUUUUGAAUGGAAUAUAUUUUAGUAUCAAAUGAGUCCAAAGCUUGGAUGGAAAACUGGUA
This is a messenger RNA of Lingula anatina, 6641 nucleotides long. RefSeq lists its product as uncharacterized. Gene Ontology annotation, biological process: monoatomic ion transmembrane transport. The record is from RefSeq and is a predicted model, not a curated record. Gene Ontology annotation, cellular component: membrane. Lineage: Eukaryota; Metazoa; Brachiopoda; Lingulata; Lingulida; Lingulidae. Gene Ontology annotation, molecular function: extracellular ligand-gated monoatomic ion channel activity; transmembrane signaling receptor activity.